GCAUGUGGAGAAGAGCGGCGGUAAUUGGACCUUCGGUGUCAAACAGAUUAGCAAUCGCAGGUUUUCUUGAUAAGGGCAUAAUGUCUCGUAAAUUGCACGCGAGAAGGAUUGAAGGAAUUGACAAAAAUAUAUGGGUGGAAUUCACUCAGCUGGCUGCCGAUUAUAAGGCUGUGAACCUGGGUCAAGGGUUCCCUGAUUUCCCCCCUCCUAGCUUCAUUCAGGAAGCCUUCUGCAAAGCACUGAAUGGAGGUUUCCCCAUGCACCAGUACACACGUGCUUUUGGCCACCCAAAUCUUGUGAAGAUCCUGGCCAAGUUCUUCAGUAGGAUUGUUGGCCGGGAAAUAGAUCCAAUGGAGGAUAUCUUGGUUUCUGUUGGAGCAUAUCAAGCACUUUUCUGCACCUUCCAGGCUCUUAUUGAUGAGGGUGAUGAGGUGAUUAUUGUGGAGCCAUUCUUUGACUGUUAUCAGCCAAUGGUAAAGAUGGCGGGAGGAACAGCUAUAUAUGUGCCCCUUAAACCAAGGGAAGGCUGUGGUCCUGCUUUAUCCAGUGCUGACUGGGUGUUGUCUCCUGAAGAGUUGGCGAGUACAUUUAGUCCUCGUACCAAAGCUAUUGUCUUUAACACUCCUAAUAACCCUCUUGGCAAGGUCUAUCUGCAGGAGGAACUUCAGGUGAUUGCUGACUUAUGCAUUAAACAUGAUGUCAUUUGCAUCAGCGACGAGGUGUACGAGUGGCUCACAUAUGAUGGAACGAAACAUGUGAAGAUCGCCAGUCUGCCAGGUAUGUGGGAACGCACUGUCACCAUAGGGAGUGCUGGCAAGACUUUCAGUGCCACAGGGUGGAAGGUGGGUUGGGCAAUGGGAUCAGGGCAUAUCAUGAAGCACUUAAAAACCGUCCAUCAGAACUCGGUGUAUCACUGUGCCACAGCUGCCCAGGAAGCCGUAGCAGUAGGUUUUCAGAGGGAAUAUGAUUUAUUUGGAACAGAGGACAGCUAUUUCCUCCAGUUACCCCUCCAUCUUCAUGAAAAGCGACUGAGACUGGCAGAUUGUCUGAAGAGCGUUGGCCUAAAACCUAUUCUGCCCCAGGGAGGAUACUUCAUGAUUGCAGAUAUCUCAAAUCUUAAUAUCAACCUUACUGACCCUAGUACUAAAGACGAACUCUAUGACUACAGAUUUGUGAAAUGGCUCAUAAAAGAGAAGGGACUGGCAACUAUCCCUGUGUCUGCAUUCUACAGCCCGGAACACAGAGAAGAAUUCCAGAAAUACAUCAGAUUCUGCUUCGUAAAGGAGGACUCUACCCUGCAAGCAGCAGAGGACAUCCUGAGGCAGUGGAGUGAAAGCAAAUGAAAAUUCAAAAUCCUGACAGUAUAGGCCUUAUUUACAGAAAAUCCUGACCUUGGCCUUUCUUCUUCUGUGCACGGCGCGCACAUUCAUGAGACUCUGAUAGGGCCGCAGUUCACUCCGACUCACACAGAAAAAAAGCACACAAGUUGUAGUAAAUCAAGACCUAGUAAAUCACGACAUGAAAUACAAUCCAUGUACUUUCUACUCUGAGGUGAAAUAUAUCCUUUGUGUUCAUCACAACAUGAACUUAUCACGUUCACAUCUGUCAACUUGUCAUUCUGACUGAGAGCUGGAGUUCCAGUCUUGAGAUAUUUAGUUCAGUGAAGAAAGUACAUGGAUACUUUU
Molecule: messenger RNA, 1685 nt
Organism: Rhinichthys klamathensis goyatoka
Lineage: Eukaryota; Metazoa; Chordata; Actinopteri; Cypriniformes; Leuciscidae
Gene: kyat1
Product: kynurenine aminotransferase 1
Exons: 14
Coding region: 3-1343 (446 amino acids)
Biological process (GO): biosynthetic process
Cellular component (GO): mitochondrion; cytoplasm
Molecular function (GO): pyridoxal phosphate binding; L-kynurenine:2-oxoglutarate transaminase activity
Source: RefSeq, a predicted model, not a curated record